Centruroides sculpturatus (bark scorpion) is the source of this 970-nucleotide messenger RNA. RefSeq names its product E3 ubiquitin-protein ligase MARCH6-like. Bases 38 to 952 code for a protein of 304 amino acids. The transcript is spliced from 11 exons. Gene Ontology annotation, cellular component: endoplasmic reticulum membrane. Lineage: Eukaryota; Metazoa; Arthropoda; Arachnida; Scorpiones; Buthidae. Gene Ontology annotation, molecular function: zinc ion binding. The record is from RefSeq and is a predicted model, not a curated record.
CGACGUUAAUGUCCGGCAGAGGGAUCCGGGAAGGAAAAUGGACGAUACGCAGCAACAAGAUAUAUGCAGAGUAUGCAGAUCGGAAGGUGCUCCUGACAGACCACUAUAUCAUCCUUGUAUUUGUACAGGAAGUAUCAAGUAUAUUCAUCAAGAAUGUCUUCUUCAGUGGCUAAAAUAUAGUAGAAAAGAAUAUUGUGAACUUUGUAACCACAGAUUUGCAUUUACACCAAUUUAUUCACCAGAUAUGCCAAAACGCCUUCCAGUUAAAGAUAUUAUAAGUGGAUUAUUAUGCAGUUUAGGUACUGCUAUUCGUUAUUGGUUGCAUUAUACUUUAGUUGCAUUUGCCUGGCUAGGAGUUGUUCCUUUGACUGCAUGUCGAAUUUAUCGAUGCUUAUUUACUGGAUCUGUCAGUUCUCUGUUGACUCUACCUCUUGAUAUGUUAUCGUCGGAAAACAUAUUUUCUGACAGUUUUUAUGGAUGUUGUGUUGUGACUUGUACUCUUUGUGCCUUUAUCAGCCUAGUGUGGUUAAGAGAACAAAUAAUGCAUGGAGGUGGACCAGAAUGGUUGGAACAAGAACAGGAGGGCAUUCAGAAUGAACCAGGAAUUCAAGUUCCUGCAGAAAACAAUAAUGCACCGAAUGUAAUGGAUGGUUUGGCAGAUGCCGUUCCUAAUGGGGAAAUUGGUGAAAAUAUAGGAAAUAAUGCAAAUAAUGGUGGCCAAGAUGACAUAAAUUGGAAUCCUAUAGAAUGGGACAGAGCUGCAGAAGAAUUGACUUGGGAAAAACUUCUGGGUUUGGAUGGAUCACUCAUAUUUUUGGAACAUGUGUUUUGGGUCGUGUCUUUAAAUACACUUUUAAUUUUGGUAUUUGCAUUCUGUCCUUAUCACAUUGGGCAUUUUACAAUUGUUGGCAUGAAAUUAAAGGAUUUUGUAAGUAAAUUUCUACAUAAUUAAAAAAAUUUUUAAUACUAG